This is a messenger RNA of Cladocopium goreaui, 718 nucleotides long. The record is from the annotation of a GenBank genome assembly. NCBI's taxonomy places the organism in Eukaryota, Dinophyceae, Suessiales, Symbiodiniaceae.
GCCAUUUUGGCCAUGGCGAAAAAGAAGAAGCCACCGCGAAUCGAAGGACCGCCCCAGGCCUCGCUUGAGGAGAUCAACGAGGUUUUGCUGGCGAAAUCCGGAAAGGCGAAGCCAACGGCUGGCGCUGGCGCCAGUGUGAUCAAGAAGACCAAAAAAUCGGCUUCAAAGUCUGCGCCCACUUCGUCAGCCAAGAAGAGCGUUGACGGUGCCAAGCUUGCUCUCGAGCUUUUGGAGGCCUCAACAACUCAGCUUCUACGACGUAAGGGUUGGUUCCGAGAUGUUCGGUUGAGACGUUCUGCAGAUGCCUAUCUGCGGAGCAGCAAACUCUUCCAGAAGGCCUCGGCACGUCAGCUAGGGAAGAGUGGCACCUUCGACAAGCCUUCGCCUACUGAGCUAUCAGCCUUUGAGGAGGAGUUGUGUACUCAUUUGGAGGGCUUGCGGAACAAGUUGGGCCAGCAGCCGAGAAGCGUCCCCAUGAACGAGACUCGCGAGAUCAGCCUGAAGUCUGCUGGGCCAGGGCAGGUGAUAGGAGCCAAGCUCAAGGGCCUGAAGCAACGCGCAGCCGAGCUCGAAAAGAAGCCACGGUCAGUGAUUAAAGGUGCUGUGCGGAAGAAGCGCAGACCCCUUGGGUCCAAGAAGAGCAAGGAAGCUGGUGAAGAUGACUGACGUCGGCGAAAGGCCGCGAAGAUCCGAAGAACCAAAGCACCGUCGGAGAAAA